Molecule: messenger RNA, 3285 nt
Organism: Lingula anatina
Lineage: Eukaryota; Metazoa; Brachiopoda; Lingulata; Lingulida; Lingulidae
Product: DBH-like monooxygenase protein 1
Biological process (GO): dopamine catabolic process; norepinephrine biosynthetic process; octopamine biosynthetic process
Cellular component (GO): secretory granule membrane
Molecular function (GO): dopamine beta-monooxygenase activity; copper ion binding
Source: RefSeq, a predicted model, not a curated record
GCGUCUUGUGCAAUACCCCGUGCACAACUCAAGUAAAGGUGAUUUCUAUAGCAGAACUGACUAAGCAUCUAAUUUAACAUUUAUAAAAAACGCUUUUGGACCGCUCGGUUAUUUUAGCAGUUUGAAGUCAGUGUUCCUAAAAUGCUGGUGUUUAGUGUUCUAUCACUUUUUGCUGCGCUCGUCAUGCCCAGUUUGGCGGAUUUCACUCACCAUGCGGUACUUAAGGAUGACGUCUACUUUUUAUCCUGGAAAUUCGACAAUGAAACUAUCACGUUUGAGACCCAGGUUCGAACCACAGGCUAUAUAGGACUUGGAUUCUCUCCCAAUGGGGGUAUGACAGGGGCGGAUAUCGUCAUCGGAUGGGUGAAAGAUGGGACGGCGUACUUGAAGGAUCGCUACGCGACGGCGAAGCAAAUGCCCUCUAUCGACGCGAGCCAAGAUGUGGAGCUGAUCUCUGGCAGCGAGAACAGCACCUUUACGACAUUACGCUUUAAGCGUAGACUGGACACAUGUGAUAGUAAAGAUAACAAGAUAACACAAAGUACAAUGCGCAUUAUAUGGGCUUACCACGAUUCAGACCCAUUGACUGAGACAGACCUUCUGUACCAUGGAAACGUGAACCGUGGAGCAAAGAGCAUGUUCCUUUUGGAGUCCGCUGAUAAUCCAGUUAACACUGUCACUAUACCAAACGAUGCAUAUACCUUGGAAUUUCUAAAUAAUAAGGUUCAAGUACCUUCAACUUCUGACACAACAUACUGGUGUUCAGGCUUCACGCUGCCCAGUUUCAGUGGCGUUCAUCACAUGAUUAAGGCAGAGCCGAUAGUUCAAGUUGGGAACGAAGCUAUCGUGCAUCACUUUAUAGUGUAUGCCUGCAACCACCAGUUCAACUUCACUGACCACGCCAAUUAUAGCGAGUCAUGCGGUGCGAGGAGAAAUAUGCCUCCAGAUCUUGAAUUAUGCCAACAAAUGCUGAUGGCGUGGGCAAUUGGAGGAGAAGCUCAGGUGUAUCCAGAAAAUGUUGGCUAUCCUUUUGGAGGUGAAGGUGACCCCACUUUUAUUUUGUUAGAAACCCACUAUGACAACCCAGCUCUGAGAAAUGAUUACGUGGACUCAUCUGGUGUGCGUUUUACCUUUAUACCACGUCGUCGACAGUAUGAUGCAGGGAUAAUGGACGUUGGCGUUAUGGUCUCUAGAAACCACGUCAUUCCACCAUACUAUGACGAAUUCUACAGCUGGGGACAGUGCUCCGACUGUUUGGAAAGUGGUUUAGUAAACGUGCCAGAGGGAAUCAAUGCAUUUGGUGCAGUGCUGCACACUCAUUUGGCGGGAACUUCAAUUUACCUGAGGCACUUCCGGGACGGAGUAGAACUUCCGUAUAUGGCAUACGACGAAAAUUACGACUUCAACUAUCAGGAGUACAGGUAUUUCAAAGAACCGAAGAAAAUAAUGCCGAAUGAUGAUUUGGUCACCCAUUGCAAAUACAAAAGCAGUGAUCGAACAAGUGUCACGUGGGGAGGACUCGGUACUAAAGAAGAAAUGUGCCUGGCGUUUAUUAUGUAUUACCCACGAGUAAACCUGACAAACUGCAUCAGCGCACCGCUGCAGUCGGAGCUGAUAAAAAUAGUCCCAGGGGUGACGUCAGCGUCCAAUGACUACGGCUACAGUGUAAUUAUCCAAGCACCAUCGCAAUACGCAGGGCGCAGAUUUCCAGAUGUCAUGGAAAACUUGGUCAACUGGCAAGACGUGCAGACUCGUGAUAGAUUCCAAGAUCUUGAGCUGAAUUCCACUCGGGCGCAAUAUUGUGCUGGAAUAAAUGGAUAUGGACACGGAGGUCUAAUCCAACGUCUCCAGAUCACAACACCGUACGUGUUACCCCAGGUAUCCUGCCCCGCCACCACGACCCCUGCUGCAACCACGCCAGGAGUAACCAUUGGAUCCAUAUCGUCUGCUGAUAGAACGAUGUCCGUUACCAUGGCAACCGUACUGUGCAGCUUGUUUUCACUCCUGCUGAAGAUGUGAUGGAAUGGGAUGCAGAAGACAUUCAAACAACGAGAAAAUGAUUCUUUCAAGAUCAGAAUUUUCUUGUAGUUGUAGACAGAACUGUUUUUGAGCAAGCACGUGAAUUUAUGGGUCGACCUAUUUCGGCUUUUUUCCCUAAAUUAUAUAUUUUGGUCAAAUAUAAAACAUACUGAAAACCUUUAAUCACCACGCCCGGAUGUAUAUACACUGUUAGAACUGCUACAGUACGUUCAGCUUUAUUUUCCAAAUGUGAAUUUGGUUGACAUUCUUUUGCAUAAAGAAAAUGAAUCGUUAAUCCAAACGUGACAACAUUAAAUCCAACGGAGGAAGAGUGCUUCGUCCCCACUUUUAUAAUGUCCCUAAGCAUUAAAAGGAUGGGAGAUACCAUACUUGCAUUUUAUAUUCCAUGCAUUAUGAAUAGUGCAUUAUAGGAACAAUACAUGUAAUCGGAUUUUUAUUAGGUAGGACAUGUCUUCUUCAUAUAUAUUUUCAUUAUAUUCUAUAUGUUAAAUUUGUAUACUGUGUCACAUAAACUGAGUACACAGGUACAUCCGAAAACACCGGCGCUUUAACACAAAACAAAUUAUUGACACAGGCGCACAUACUGAAUAUUACAAGUAUAUUUAUUCACACUCAAAGAAGGGAUGGACGGCAUAAACUGUAUCCUCAGUACGCGCACCUAAAGGUACAUGGGGAGGCGAUAUAGAGUCUGCGAUUUCCGUGUCAUUUGCACAAAAACGACGAGGUGCAAAAGUAGCAGCACUUGUUUGUUUGGACAGUGCUUUUCCAAUUUUUCCAGUAGAAGUUCUUUGUCUGCAUAAUGUUUCUAAAAACUCAUAGAAUGUACAAUGUCUAAAUUCCCUAUUCAUGCACCACGGUAUCUUAUUCUAGUACAUAUCUAGUAUUCGGAAACGUCAUAUAGAAAGGAGUACUUUAUUUAUUUAUUUAUUUUGGGGGUAUAUUAGCUUGUAUUUUAUUCACGACUGAGAAAGGUAAAUUAUCCAUGCGUAUAUAUUUAUGUAUAAGCUUUAACAAAAAACCUACACAUUCAUAGACCAGCUAACACACAAAUACAAGCCUAGACUCACAUUCCGACAAACGCCAUCACAAACAAACAGUACUGUUAUGAAUUAGAGUUGGUAUUAUUUGGAUUGUGUUGGAGGUGACACAGUGCAUUGUGGUGUCCCUCUGGUGGGAGUUUUGAACCAUGUGAUGUCAGGCAUCCAUGUUGGUGGAGACGUGUGUGUUGCAGAAAAUAAAGAAACA